AGUGUGACGUAGGCACCCUGUAAAGUCAAAACGACGGGCUCGGACGGUCCUGUUAUUGUUCGGGUUUGAAGAGUUGGAGGGGGUCGCUGCUUUGUUUUUAUUUGAGGGGGUGGAAGAUACCAAAACAGACAUUUCCACUCGGACACAAACCCGCAUACGGCCGGGCCGGCACCAGUUUAUGAAGGUAGUGGAAAGCUAGCUAACAAGUUAGGUCCUUGAAGUAACGUUAGCUGAUGGAUGAGCGGGUAUCGGACUUAUUCGGCUCAGGAAAUGGACACGGUUCCGGGUCUCAAGCGUCGAACUUUAAACAGGGAAAUGGCUACUCGGUACCCUCCAGAAAAGCCGGAGUUAAGAACAACAAGAAGUCCAAGGCUCGGUUCUCUCGUAACUUCAAACCCAGCAAUAACACCCCGUAUCUACCUCCAGAGGUAAGGCUGAAAUUAGCGCCUUUAAUUUAGCGCCUUUAAACCGAAAUCAUUCACGAACUUCAGUAUGCUAAUAACAAUAUAAGCUUGGAUUAAUGUUUAUGUGCAUUUAUUAGUGUUUUAGACUUAUAAGUUUACUUUUUUUGUCCUGCCCUGUCUUGUUUCUAAACCCACAGCCAGUGACACGUAGCUAUCCUUUCUCUUCCUCACCGGUAGUCAGGACCUUAAAGCAAAAUGAAUGAGAUUGUUAUACUUAGUAUUUCUUGAUAUUAUGUCAUAAAAUGUCAAUCGUGUUACCUUCACAACAUAGUAGUAAGCAAACUGCGUUUUAACCCUGCCUACUAAAGAUAGCUAGUGUUGUGUUGUGCUUGCAGGCAGAGGGACAGCUGUGUUUGUAAAUAUCGAGCAGGGGGCGGGUUAGUACGUGGUGGUGGUGGUGGUGGUGGUCUAACUAUAUCCAGCUUAUGAGACGAUUACAGUCCCUGGCAUUAUCUCAAAGAAUGUAUUACAACACAGCAACUAAAUUUUACCAUAGCCACUGGUUAGUACAGUUUAUUAUAUAAUCUUAAACACCCACAGUAAUGGAGCUGAUCUCUAUUCCAGUGUAGAAACUUCAAAUAGGAACUUUAUUUACAUUUGUUAUCUUUAAGUUUACUUUGAGCCACUUAAUCGCGCUUUUAGGUGAUUGUGUUUUCAAAAGUAACUUAACUUAUAACUAUAUUACCAACACCCCUUACCACCAUGGUUAAAACCCCUCUUACUGGGGCAAGUCUCGACAUAUUCCCUGUCUUCACUUGUCAGUCUUGUUUCAGCUGAUCCCCUCUUUACCUCCAACUGCACUGGUAUACAGUGGCCAUUAGUAUUUGUACAAUAUCGACAUAUAUUGGACUAGUCAGUAAUUUAAGUUUACACAUCAUUUAUGCAAUUAUUAGAUUAGAUUCAACUUUAUUGUCAUGACACUUGUUCAAAACAAUGCAACAAAAUGCUGUUUAGCAUCUAACCAGGAAUGCAAUCGUGCAAGUAUCCAAAAAUAUAUAUUUUUUACUACUUUUAAUCAGCACACUAUAAGUCGACAACAACUUCUACACGCAGAGACAGAGGUGUCCAGCAGAAAGGGAUCAGCUAUUAAAAUUAUCUUAAUACAAUCAGAAAUUCUUCAUAUAGCACCAGUUUACUGCAAAUGUAACAACAGAAACCUCAGCAUGCAAUAAGUAAUAUUAUUAUUUAUUAUUAUUAUACUUGAAACCUGAGCUGCUCAAACUGGUGGAACAGGCUUUGGAGUGCUGUGGUUCGUUUUCCUUAUGGAUAAAUGGUGUUUAUUUGCUUUUUCUUCACGUAUGUUCUCACUGUAACCGUACAAAAGCAUUUCAGUGGUUGUAGCUGGUGAAAACAAAUAUUAUAUGUCAGAAGUGGGAUUCGAACCCACGCCUCCAGGGGAGACCACGACCUGAACGUGGCGCCUUAGACCGCUCGGCCAUCCUGACAGACGCCGGUUUCCGUAAUAAAAAAAAUAGAAAGGGGGAGGGGCUGCGACAGGCGUGGCAUGUGGGUCCUGAUAAGGGCACACUGUGACCUUCUGUACGGAGCCGCUCUGUGCUCUUAAAGCAAAAGCUGUAUAAAAACGUGCUUUUGAAGCAACCACAAGUCAUAUUUUAUUCAAGCAAAUAGCUGGGGGACGUGAGGACGUAAAAUCAGAGACUGGGACGUGGUACUGAGCACUCUAACCAACAGGCUGCUGAUGUCAAUGAAAAUGAAAUUAAACCCCCUUUUCCCCCCAAAAUUCUUGACUAUUUAUGAAAUCUUCCUUACUCUUUAAUUUCCCAGAUUUUCGUGGCUAAGGACAUUUUAAAUAAUAGUGCUCAAGUUUACAUUAUUAUACUGGAGGAAAUUUACAGACCUCAUACUGGUGGGCCAAUAAUAAUACAACUACGAUAUGAUCUUGUAGGCCAGAUAUAAUUGUUCCACGUGCCAGAUUUGGCCCCCGGGCCUUGAGUUUGACACCGGUUGUCUAGACCAUAAUCUGGGUUAUUGAUAAUUAAUAAUGACUUAACAUCAAGACCAAUUAGAUAAUCAUGGACUUGUUCCCAGUGUGUCAGAUUGUACAUUUACUUUAAAUGCACAUCCAUUGUACAGACUGAAAUAUGUAUAUUUGACUUUUACAAAUAGGCUGCACUAAGUAGUAGCAUAUUAAGGCCAGCCAAGCAGUGAGUCCAUUUGUGCUGCUUUCAGCAACAACCUUUUCACAGCACUACUCUGUUCAUUCAGUUGGAUUUUUUUCCUCCCUGUCUUUUAAAAAAUCAAUAGCCUGUUGUCUCACUUCUCUUCAGUCUAACAGCUGUUGUUCCUGUUGUGUCUCUGUCUGUCCCUUUUUUGUUUCUCUCCCCCCGUCUCUCAGGCUGAAGAGGGAAAUAUAGAGUACAAGGUAAGCAAAUCAGUUGUCAUGCAAAUACAGCACUGUGUGCAAAUGAUAGUCUGGUGUCUCUCAAAACAGGAUCUUUAUAGAACCAUUUAUUAUAGAAGAGCUCAUAAUAGGUGUUUGUACAAGUGUGCAAAUCAUGUUCAACUGACUUUUAAAAGAAUGUAGGUCCUCUUUUAAAAAGAGAAAAGGGCAGUCUCACAGGGUCUGCAGUGGAAAACCAAUACCACAAGAGAUUAACAAGAUCACUUUUAGUACCCAGACAGCUGCUGCCACAUCAUCAUAAACAAGGGCUGGAGUUUAAUUGAAUAAGGCCUAAAGUAAUUUCAUGUUGCAUUGUUUUUUUUGUGUGUGGGGCUGGUCCAGUGUCAGAUUUGCUACUAAAGGGCUGAUCCAUGUGUGUGUUUAAAAUAAGAGAUAACGUUUUUGCAAGAGGAAGAUAGCUAAAAUAGAUCAUUUUGGAUCAUAUGUAUGUAUUUUAAACACACCAUAUUAUUUCGUGUUUUGAUUUCCCAUACUCUUACAUAGUAACAUUAAUAAUCCCAUAAAGAAAAGGGAAUUCAAAGUCUGUUUAUCUAGAUUUAUCCGUGGACUUCUAGGUUCAAAUUUAGUGCUGACUACUGAUGUCUUCUUGAUUUAGCUUAAGCUGGUGAAUCCCACACAAUAUCGCUUUGAGCACCUGGCAACGCAAAUGAAAUGGCGACUCCAGGAGGGCCGAGGGGAGGCCGUCUACCAAAUAGGUGUGGAGGACAAUGGCAUGCUUGUGGGACUAUCAGAGAAAGACAUGAGGGCGUCUCUGAAGACGCUUCAUAAGCUAGCAGAAAAGUAAGUGAGGGUUGUACCAAACAUUUUCUAAAUUUCAGUUUUUUAUGUUUUGUCUGAACUUUGAUUAAACAAAUUACAUAAAAACAAAGUUUACUCUUACAUGAUAUUAAAAACAGGUGGUUAUUUGAUAUUAUAAAGAAACAUAUAAACAGAUUGGGUUAUACAUUUGAUGAUCUUUUUUUCUGACAGAGUUGGGGCUGAUAUCACUGUUCUGAGACAGCGAGAGGUGGACUAUGACUCUGACGCUGAUGUGCCUCGUAAGAUUGCAGAGGUUCUCAUACGCAAGGUGCCUGAUGACCAGCAGGUCAGUAGAGCGAUAGCAUGUUGUUCUUAAGCUUUUAACGUGUCCUUUUCUAUAUUUCAUCUCAUUCUUUUCUCUCGUUUUAAAUAUUUUAGUUCUUAGACCUAAGAGUAGCUGUGCUGGGAAAUGUGGACUCAGGCAAGUCCACUCUGUUAGGAGUGUUGACGCAAGGAGAGCUCGACAAUGGCCGGGGAAGAGCGAGGCUCAACCUCUUUAGACAUCUUCACGAGAUCCAGACUGGUCGCACUUCAAGCAUAAGCUUUGAAAUCCUCGGCUUCAACAGUAAAGGAGAGGUAAGAGACAAUCAUACACCAGGGUAGAAAUAAAGGACAUUCAACUAAUUUCCAGGCAUUAUAAUGGGAAUUUUUAUUUCAACAAGCAGACGAUACUAACCUUAAAGAAUAAACCACCAGAUACUAUUGACCAUCCGUGCUUGUUUGCAUCCCAGUAGGGAUGACACCCUCAGCAGGUGGCAGUGUUUAUAUUCUUGUCAACUAAACACGGACAUCUCAAAUAUAAAGGAUUUGUAUCUACUCCUGCUUUAUAAGUGUCAUGAUCCUAUUAAAAUAAUUAAUUACUAAGGAAUACACAUGUCCCCUUCUGUCUCCUACAGGUUGUAAAUUACAGCGAGUCUCGAACAGCAGAGGAGAUUUGCGAGAGUGCCUCUAAAAUGAUCACAUUCAUCGAUCUGGCGGGCCAUCAUAAGUACCUGAAGACCACCAUCUUUGGCCUCACCAGCUACUGUCCGGAUUUCGCGAUGCUGGUUGUCAGCGCAAAUACGGGGAUUGGUAAGUGUUGAGUAGAUAAUGUAGGGUUAGAGUUGGUUAUUCAUUUUCAAACAAACACGUAUCAAUGCAUGUUUGUUCAGUCCAUUUGGGUGCAGUUUUUUAACUAAUCUGUCAUCUGUCAUAGUGACACUGAGAGGUAAUAGAAACUUGCAGGGCCAGUCUGACAGACAGCCCGUGUUUGUGUUCGCCCCACCUCCACGCUGUAGUGGGCAGCUGUGGCCGAGCACUUGGCAAACAUGUGAUAUCUGACCUUAUGUAACAGACCACCAUUCCUGUCACCUUCCCUACCACCUUCUCCUCGUCCUUGCCUACCACCACUAGUCCUAAAAUAUCUCAAAUACCAUCCAUUCAUGUCAAAGUCCGUUGACCUGCUGGAGUUAGCCUGCUGCUCUUGAUCCUGUGCAGACUUGAAAAACCUGAGACCUAGAAAUGACUCAGUAAGACACUGGGUAUGUCAACAUUGCUGACCUUGCAGAAGAAACAUUCUACUUAAAGAAAGUUAUGCCCCCAAUUGUUAAAGCUCUGAGCUUUAAACACAUUAGUAUUUCACAGACAGGCAAGUCUGAAAGAGAGUUGCAGGAAAAUAGAAGCUUCACAAAUAUACAAAAAAGUGUUUUGUUACCCGACACCAUAAACUAUUUACAAACUAAACAAGUUUUGCUUGUGACAACAGUUCAAGUAUUUUUCUGUGCUACAAGAUGCAUGUCAAAAGGUCACAAAAAAGGCACUAAAAAUAGUAAAUGAACUAUGUUUUGACUUUAAACUAAUACGUCAUUGCCUUUACUGAUGUUUUGCUUCUAAAAAGAGAACAAUGAACCCUCAUGGGAACAACAGCCCUCCCUUGUUAGAGAGUCAGUGGCUUAUGAUCAAAUUUGGUGUUUUAAGAGCGCUCUGAAUUUGUGAUUUAUCUCUGGAGACCAAAGGACAAGAAGAGAGAAAGAUCCCAGAAAGUCCAACUAUUUCUUCAUGUUCUCACAGCAGACAGACUUUUAACUCUCACCAUGCCUGCUUUCACGUCUCCUUGUUUGUUUUUUCAGCCCUUUACAUGAUCUGCAUGUGUCUCACAGAAAAAAGGAUAAAUCCCUUCUCUUUCUUCUCCUCAGUGCUUUCUUGUUGUGAGUCAUUAUACUGCACAUGUUUUAUGAAGAGGUUCUGUAGAGCAUAAAUGCUUUUAGUCAAAUCUUUUAUGAGUGUAGGACGUCAGAUACUCAGGUCCAGUCAGGACAUACUUGAAACCUGAGCUGCUCAAAGUGGUGGAACAGGCUUUGCAGUGUUGUGGUUGGUUUUCCUUAUGGAUAAAUGGUGUUUAUUUGCUCUUAUCUUCACAUAUGUUCUCACUGUAACUUUACAAAAGGAUUUCAGUGGUUGUAGCUGGUGAAAAUAAAAGUUAUUUGUCAGAAGUGGGAUUCGAACCCACGCCUCCAGGGGAGACCACGACCUGAACGUGGCGCCUUAGACCGCUCGGCCAUCCUGACAGUUGGCAGAACCUCAUGAAGCGAUUCGAUCUGCUAGAAAACAGGAAGGGGGAGGGGUUGUGACAGGCGCAGCGUGUGGGCCCUGAUAAGGGCACACUGUGACCUUCUGUACAGAGCCUCUGUGCUCUUGAAAUCAAAAGCCUAAUAAAAACGUGCUUUUGAAGGAACCAGAAGUCAUAUUUUAUUCAAGCAAAUAGCUGGGGGACGUGAAAUCAGAGACUGGGACGUGGUACUGAGCACUCUAACCCACAGGCUGCUGAUGUCAGUAAAUUAACUAUAUUAAGCUGAUCAAGAUGUAUGGCUGCUGGUUGUUGGUUUGUUUUUGUCAUUAAGAAUGUAAAAAUGUACUGAAUUGGAGCAACGUCUAAAUCAAAGCUUUGACUCAGACAGAAAUCCUUGUUUGUUUUGGCUUCCUUUGUUUCAUUAUGAAAAAGUUCCUUUUUUCACCGUAGCAAACAAGACAGCCGAGGAACCUUUACCACGAGUUAAAAGCACAGAACUGAACAAACUGUCAGCAGUGUGUUUUUAUUGCAUUCAGCAAUGAGGUGGUGCACUGGGUGGUGACUGUACAAACUCCACUGUCAGAUCAGUGACUUGUCAGAAUAGCCAGUGCAUUGUACGAGUCACUGAAGCCGACAAAACCACAAGGAGGAUUUCCCUUCCUAACAUAGACAGUCUUUGCCUUAUGAUAUUUGGUGGUAGACGGCACUGUCAGAAGUGGGAUUCGAACAUGCGCCCCAGAGGAGAUCACGCCCUGAAAGCAGCACCGUACACUGCUCAGCCAUCCUAUCUUAUAAAGCUGUUCUUAUACGUCUCUAAUCGAUUUUUACUCGUUGAUUUACAUGCGAAAAGACCUCAGAAUCUACACUGUGCCAGUAUCACUGCAGUGUUUUUACAGGUAUCUGUUGUAAGACUUGACUAGCUGUGAGAAAUAGGGUCAAGAAAGAGUAUCAUCUCCCGCCAUGCAGCAGACAGGAAAAGGACACACUGUCUGCAACCCAAGAGCAACACUUUAAAUUAUGAAACACAGAGUAAUUGAUCUGUGUAAGGCAUAGGACUCAUCUCAAGUCGUAUCUGUUACCAGCUAAAAAGCCAAAGGGCAGUUUGUUUUCUGGGAUAUUCUUAUCAUUCUUUUUAUAGAUGUUUUGGAAACCUCACUUCAACUAUCACCUUAAACAGGAUGAUGAACGAUCAUCACGCUCACCUUUACCGUGGGUGCACUAUAUAUAACUCAAAAAGCAAAACAAACCGAAGCUCAGCUGAUGAGAGGUCGUGCUAUUCUGAGGGGAUGUAUGUCUCGGUGUCUGCAAAUGUGUUAUGGGUCAGCACCCCUUGAAUUCCCAAGUACUGUAGGUUAAGACAUGACCCACAUUUGAGACAAGACAGUAAACUUUGCAUAUUGGCUCCUGUUGCGCACGCCAGCUUUAAAUACAAACAACCAUGACCUACCAGCCGUUUUUAGUACAUGACACUGCUGCGUCUGCAAGAAUUUUAUGUGUUUUAAAAGCUUUUCUGGACCGGCAAGUCGUUUAAUGACAUAAAAGUCGUAUAUGGUUGAGCAUUCCUUGCACUCUUGCCCCGUCUUCCUCCUUCGAUCACCUCAUACGUCACGGCAAAAUCUACCUUGACUUAUCAGUACGCUUACAUGAUCUACUGACCCUUAAACUCUGCGUGUCUGUCAGCAGAUAAGUGGUGGUAUCUCCCGUCACAACAGACACUCAGCAGUGGAAUUUCUUAUGUAUCCAGGGAAGGCACAGGUUCAUAGUGCGACUAGAUCUGUAUGCAAACAUGUGAAACAUACUAACUCUCCAUUUGAUGCUAUAAAUCGGUGCAGCAAAGUAAAGAUACCCAAAGAGCAGAUCAAUCUAACUUCAGUUUUACUUCUUUUCACUUCUCUUUGCCAGCUGGUACGACACGAGAGCAUCUUGGACUCGCCAUGGCCCUCAAAGUACCCAUCUUCAUCGUCAUCAGUAAGGUGGACCUCUGCACACGAGCCACAGUGGAGCGCACGGUGCGGCAGCUGGAACGCGUCCUGAAGCAGCCGGGCUGCAACAAGGUGCCCAUGGUCAUACACAGCACAGAUGAUGCCGUCACAGCAGCACAGCAGUUUGCCCAGUCGCCAAAGUAAGAAAUAACCAAAGAAGUAUCAAGAGUUAGGUAUCUGAAGACUGCUGACCCACAAUAUUAAACACGCCUCUGCUUCCUUUGGUAGCAUCACACCCAUCUUCACCUUGUCCAGCGUAUCCGGAGAGAGUCUCGACCUGCUGAAAGUCUUCUUUAACAUCAUCCCUCCUCUCAGCAACAGCAAAGAGCAGGAGGAGCUCAUGCAGCAGCUAACUGAGUUUCAGGUAGGCGAUGAGAGGGCAGAUUCUCUCUACUUUAACACAAGUUGAUUUUAGUGGAAUUAACUGCAGUGUGCGUCAUUACAGGUGGAUGAGAUCUACACGGUGCCAGAAGUGGGGACAGUAGUAGGGGGAACUCUGUACAGGUCAGUGUCAUGACAUUCCUUCUUCAUGCUCUUGUAUUCACCUGACUUUGAGGUAUUUAUCUGGCGUAGACUCUGAUCUUCUGCUCUGUUAUGAUUGUUAGUGGUAUUUGCCGUGAAGGGGAUCAGCUCGUGGUCGGGCCCACAGACUUGGGACAGUUCCACAAGCUGACUGUUGGAAGCAUUCAGAGAAACCGCUCGGGAUGCAGGGUACUCAGGGCCGGCCAGGCUGCCACACUCGCCCUGGGCAACUUCGACCGGUCGCUGCUGCGCAAGGUCAGACGCCUGAUGAUGCCAAAUCUGUGGAACCUCCAGUUUACCUUUUCAUUGUCAGCCUGAGUAUGAAGAUAGACUGAGGGAUGAUCCUGAUUCUCUGAAAAUAAGUGUUUUAUUUUGUACUUGAUUAAGAAUUUAUCAGGGGGGAAAUUUAUGUGAGCAGAAGUAGAAAUAAAAUCCAAGUUAACUGAAGGUCAGUGUUUCCUCAUGGGCCACAAAAUACCUCAGACAGCAACUGCAAAUGUUGGAAAUCAAGAAAAAAACACUACUUAGUUUUUGUUUAUUUGUAUAAUUUGGUGUGAAUUACUAAAAGGAAUAAAAAAAAAACACCAAUACUGAUGAAAAGUUAAAAACUCAUCCGUUCUCAUUCGUUGAUACGAUUUCUACAAAUGCUCCUCUCACAGGGCAUGGUGAUGGUGAGUCCGGAGAUGGAUCCGACUAUCUGCUGGAUGUUUGAAGCUGAGAUCGUUCUGCUUUUCCAUGCAAAGACCUUCCACAAGGGUUUCCAGGUAACUGUGCACAUAGGAAACGUGAGACAGACUGCCACUGUGGAAGCUGUGUAUGGCAAGGUAAGACCAUGAAAAACUUGGGUUUGUUGUAUUCCAGUGUGUGAUCUAACAAAAUGAAGGAGUAACUUAUUUUAUGUUGAUGUGAUUAUCCUACUUUACCACAGGAGGAGCUGAGAACGGGCGAGAAAGCAGUGGUUCUCUUCAAGUUCAUCAAACACCCAGAAUACCUGAAGGUAGGAGCUAAGGUGCUCUUCAGACAAGGUGUGACCAAAGGUAUCGGCCAUGUCACCAAGUUACAGCCCAUCACGCAGUACUUACCACCAGUACCAAGUGAGGAGGAGGAGGAGGAAGAAGAGGAAGCCUAAAUCUCCUCAAGAACCACAGCAGAAAACACCAAUAAACAAGGUGCAUUACAUAACAACCUCCUGCUUUCUCCAAAGAGCACCCUCUCCCCUACAUCGUCAAUCCCUUUAAGAGGAUUUCAUUGUUUUACCACCUUUUUCCAAACCUUUGUCACUAUCGUCCUCCUUUGUCUACUUCACCCUCUUCAAAAAAAACUGCUGUUACUUCAGUUUGUGUUCUGGCAUUGUGUUUUUUUUUAAGGCAUUGAUAAAAACAAACCAUUUAGUCACCAUCAAAUCAUCAUAUUCACCAGGCAACAUCCACCAAAGUGAUACAUAUACUAUAGAGGAUAUAUGGUUGCAAUGCACACGUGAGAAAUGGCAACUAAGAAAUUGCUGUCUCACACCCACGUUUAAGUGCUACUUACACGAGUUUACACCUAAAUGCACUCCGGACAUGCAUUGUUUAACAAUUUUCACAGACUUGCACUGAACUAUAAACGCUAACGUUGACAUACCUUUGGCAGGUAAUCGUUUACAGCCAUUACUAAUAAGAGAUACAGCUUGUUACCAACAUAGUGCCUGGUUGAGAAGAACAAGCCUUUGAGCUCAGUUCUCCCAAAACCAAAUAUUCUCGAUGACAGCCAAUGGUGUAAUAAGAUAAGGGCAACAGCAGUAAGAAACUAGCGUGGAUGUGUAUUAGCUAGACCAUCUUCAGGCUAUGAUAUCGUUGGCAAAGGCACUUUAUAAACAAAGGAGAGCUCUGCAAGGUAUGCCAAGCUAGACUGAGCCUGCCAAGAUAAUUGGCACUGGCAGUCACCUUUCAUCUUGUUUUAAUUCACUUCUGUCUGUGAGAAUGAUGUUGUUUUUGUCACAAAAGAUGCCUCACGAUAGCGCAGCCGAGUAGUAAUGAUCUUGCUGCCUAUUUUUCAAGUGCUUUAGUUUCUCAGGUCAGUGUAGAUAAUGGUGUUAGACAGCAUUCCACUCAAACAAGGACUCCUCCUAUGGAGGUUUCUGUUGCUGAAAAAGGAAAGGGGGCGUAGAGGAAAAAAUAACAAGGGUGUUUCUCCCAAAGAUACAUGUCGAAGUAUGGGUUAUAUUAUAUGUAAUGCUGCCUAUAGAUGGAGCUGUAUUUAAAAGCAAUUGUGUUGGAGGUACUUGAUGUCCUCACUGUUGUUACUGAUGUCACAAACUUAAGAGGGGUUUAACACAGUGCCUGGUGGAGCUACCAUUCAUGUAGCUCUCCACCACACCCCAGGGUUUCACAAGUGAAUUAAGUUGGUGCUACUCUUUUAACAGAUGUUGAUAUAAUAAGCUGAAUGUUUGAUGCAACUAUUUGUUCGAGGCUGCUGUUAGCCUCGUCAUCAGUCUUAUUAUCGCAUGUUUGUGUGAGAUAUACACAGAUCGAUGUUCCACUUCAGUCCAUGUUCAAGGAGACAGUUGUUUUGUUGAACCCAUGUUGUUGUUGUUGUUUUUGUUUUUAUGCACAGUUCGUGUGCACUGAAUCAAAGAAGAAAAAACUGAGACUGCAUUUCAACCAAAAAUGUUUUCUAGCCUUCACAGUUUUUAAUCGGGUGUUUGUUUUAAUACUUCUGAGAGGAUUUUAUAGAUUUCUACUAGUUCCAGGUUUUAUUACUCACUUUAACACAGGUUUCACUGUCACAGGCAGUUCUGGCACCAACCCUUCUUUACUAUCUUGAAAUCACCUUUUGGACCCAUUUUCUGUUUGAUUGAAAGUGUGAUAUUUUGAUUAUUUGGGUGAAAUGCAAUAUUUAUGUACAGAUCCAAUUUAUGUAUCUUAAUGUACAUGAAUAAAACUUUUUGUUUGUCAA
Xyrichtys novacula (pearly razorfish) is the source of this 11673-nucleotide messenger RNA. Lineage: Eukaryota; Metazoa; Chordata; Actinopteri; Labriformes; Labridae. The record is from the annotation of a GenBank genome assembly.